Molecule: messenger RNA, 899 nt
Organism: Amyelois transitella
Lineage: Eukaryota; Metazoa; Arthropoda; Insecta; Lepidoptera; Pyralidae
Gene: gdl
Product: gonadal protein gdl
Exons: 4
Coding region: 343-864 (173 amino acids)
Source: RefSeq, a predicted model, not a curated record
AUUCCUGAUUCAAUGUUUGGUUUGGUCAAGUCUAGGCUUAGGGUUUUCUAGCUAUGAAUUUUCAAUGUUUAAUUUACAUUUUUUACGUAUGCAGUAGUAAUAGUUAAACAUUAAUUACUCAUUAUAUUCACUUUAGGUGGAUUUAUGUAAUUUCUUUAAAACAUUUUAAUGUUAUUAUUGCCUAAAGUAAGUUUUAUUACAUCAGGAUUUCGAAAACCAACGCCGUUUAUAAGCCGAGUGCUGAAUUGAAACUCGUGGUGAAAAUUUAUGGAAGACUAUCAGUACCUUUUGUUGACACUCCCCCCAAACUACCCUAUAUUGACAUAAAACAAACAAACGAUUAUGGGAACCAAUGAGCAGACACCUGAAGCACUACAAAGAAAACUGUAUUUUUUAUUGGAACAGUUACAAGAAAUGGCUAGGGAGCUUCCUCCGAAAUAUCAGAUGAGAGUGCCAAUUGAACUUCUUUCUGGUCUUGCCAAUUGUCUGCUUAAUGAUACUGUAUUUGAAAUAGUUAAGGGGCUUAUGGAAAUCCAACAUGUUACAGAAAAGCACUUGUUUCAGCAGCGACUACAGGUUAUAAAUAGACACACAUUGGAAAUAAAAACUAUGAUUGAUUCUGUACAAAAUCCAGAGCAGCAAGAAUUACAGAAAAGUAUUUUGCUAAGCAGACAUCGGGAAGAAUUAAAACAAACAGAUAUGAAGUUAGUUAUACAAUUAGAUCAAAAGGUCAGUGAUCAACAAGUAACUUUAGAGAAAGCAGGAGUUCCUGGAUUCUUUGUCACCAACAAGCCAAUAGAAGUGAAAGUUCAAAUGUAUUUACUUGACUUUAUUCUUAGAUUGAGUAAGAUGGAUAUUGUAUAAUAUUUAGUAUCAUAAUAAUUUUAAAAAAAUCAGAA